CCGUCCCCGCGCUCGGCUGCCCGCCCCACGCCGGGCUCCGAGCCUCCGACCCCGCACGUUCCCUCGGAGCAGCCAGCCGAGAAGACCCGGUGCCGGCGAGCGAGGAGGGGAAGAUGCGCGCCGGUGGCUUGGCGCUGUCCCUGUCCCUGGGGCUCCUGCUGACGGUCCUGAGCGAGGUGGCGGCGCAGGCGUGCCCGGCCCAGUGCUCCUGCUCCGGCAGCGCGGUGGACUGUCACGGGCUGGCGCUGCGCAGCGUCCCCAGGAGCAUCCCCCGCAACACCGAGCGACUGGAUUUGAAUGGAAAUAACAUCACACGGAUUACAAAGACAGACUUCGCUGGCCUCAGACACCUGAGAGUUCUUCAGCUCAUGGAGAAUAAGAUUAGCACCAUCGAAAGAGGAGCAUUCCAGGAUCUUAAAGAACUGGAAAGACUGCGUUUAAACAGAAACCACCUUCAGCUGUUUCCGGAGUUGCUGUUCCUCGGAACCGCGAAGCUGUACAGGCUUGAUCUCAGUGAAAACCAAAUUCAGGCAAUCCCAAGAAAGGCUUUCCGUGGGGCGGUUGACAUUAAAAACUUGCAGCUGGAUUACAACCGGAUCAGCUGCAUUGAGGACGGGGCAUUCAGGGCUCUCCGGGACCUGGAAGUGCUCACGCUCAACAAUAACAACAUUACCAGGCUGUCUGUGGCAAGUUUCAAUCAUAUGCCUAAACUUCGGACUUUUCGGCUUCAUUCCAACAACCUGCUCUGUGACUGCCACCUGGCCUGGCUCUCCGACUGGCUUCGCCAACGGCCUCGUGUCGGGCUGUACACGCAGUGCAUGGGCCCGGCCCACCUGCGGGGCCACAACGUCGCCGAGGUCCAGAAGCGAGAAUUUGUCUGCAGUGAUGAGGAAGAAGGUCACCAGUCCUUCAUGGCCCCGUCCUGCAGUGUGCUUCACUGCCCUGCCGCUUGUUCCUGCAGCAACAACAUCGUGGACUGCCGCGGGAAAGGCCUCACGGAGAUCCCCACCAACCUGCCGGAGACCAUCACCGAAAUACGUUUGGAACAGAACUCGAUCAAGGUCAUCCCUCCUGGAGCUUUCUCACCAUACAAAAAGCUGAGAAGAAUCGACCUGAGCAAUAACCAGAUCUCGGAACUCGCCCCAGACGCCUUCCAAGGACUGCGCUCACUGAACUCCCUUGUCCUCUAUGGAAAUAAGAUCACAGAACUUCCAAAAAGUUUGUUUGAAGGAUUGUUUUCCUUACAGCUACUAUUAUUGAAUGCCAACAAGAUAAACUGCCUUCGGGUAGAUGCUUUUCAGGACCUCCACAACUUGAACCUUCUCUCCUUGUAUGACAACAAGCUUCAGACCAUCGCCAAGGGGACCUUCGCCCCUCUCCGGGCCAUUCAAACCAUGCACCUGGCCCAGAACCCCUUUAUUUGCGACUGUCACCUCAAGUGGCUGGCGGAUUACCUCCACACCAACCCAAUCGAGACCAGUGGCGCCCGCUGCACCAGCCCCCGCCGUCUGGCAAAUAAAAGAAUCGGACAGAUCAAAAGCAAGAAGUUCCGCUGUUCAGCUAAAGAACAGUAUUUCAUUCCAGGUACGGAAGAUUAUCGAUCAAAAUUAAGUGGAGACUGCUUUGCAGACUUGGCUUGUCCUGAGAAGUGCCGCUGUGAAGGCACCACCGUGGACUGCUCCAAUCAGAAACUCAGCAAGAUCCCGGACCACAUUCCUCAGUACACGGCAGAGCUGCGUCUCAAUAAUAACGAAUUCACGGUGUUGGAAGCCACAGGAAUCUUUAAGAAACUUCCUCAGUUACGUAAAAUGAUGCUGAGAAGCAACCGCAUCAGCUGCGUGGGGAACGACAGCUUCGUAGGCCUGGGCUCCGUGCGCCUGCUCUCUCUGUACGACAAUCAGAUCACCACGGUGGCUCCAGGAGCGUUCGAUACCCUCCACUCCUUGUCGACUCUGAACCUCUUGGCCAACCCUUUCAACUGUAACUGCUACCUGGCCUGGCUGGGGGAGUGGCUCAGGAAGAAACGGAUUGUGACAGGAAACCCUCGCUGUCAGAAACCCUACUUCCUCAAAGAGAUCCCCAUCCAAGACGUGGCCAUUCAGGAUUUCACCUGCGAUGACGGCAAUGACGGUGACAGCUGCUCCCCGCUCUCGCGCUGUCCCCCAGAGUGCACCUGCCUGGACACGGUCGUCCGAUGUAGCAACAAAGCCUUGAAGGUCUUGCCAAAAGGUAUUCCGAGAGAUGUCACAGAGUUGUACCUGGAUGGGAACCAAUUUACACUGGUUCCCAAGGAGCUCUCUAACUACAAGCAUUUAACACUUAUAGACUUAAGUAACAACAGAAUAAGCACCCUUUCCAAUCAGAGCUUCAGCAACAUGACACAGCUCCUCACCCUAAUCCUCAGUUACAACCGGCUGAGAUGCAUCCCGCCUCGAACCUUCGAUGGGCUGAAGUCUCUUCGCUUACUCUCUCUACAUGGGAACGACGUUUCGGUCGUGCCUGAAGGCGCUUUCAAUGACCUUUCCGCUCUGUCCCACCUCGCGAUUGGAGCCAACCCUCUUUACUGUGACUGCCACAUGCAGUGGUUGUCCGACUGGGUGAAGUCGGAGUACAAGGAGCCUGGGAUCGCUCGCUGCGCCGGUCCUGGGGAGAUGGCUGACAAACUCUUACUCACAACCCCCUCCAAGAAAUUUACAUGCCAAGGCCCUGUGGAUGUCAAUAUUCUAGCCAAAUGCAAUCCCUGUUUAUCGAAUCCCUGCAAGAACGAUGGCACCUGCAACAAUGACCCGGUCGACUUUUACCGAUGCACCUGUCCCUACGGGUUCAAGGGGCAGGACUGCGAUGUCCCCAUCCACGCGUGCAUCAGCAACCCGUGCAAACACGGAGGAACCUGCCACUUGAAGGAGGGAGAGAAAGACGGGUUCUGGUGUAUUUGCGCUGAUGGGUUCGAAGGAGAAAAUUGUGAAGUCAAUGUUGAUGACUGUGAAGACAAUGAUUGUGAAAACAACUCUACAUGUGUGGACGGGAUUAAUAACUACACCUGCCUUUGCCCACCUGAGUACACAGGCGAGCUGUGCGAGGAGAAGCUAGGCUUCUGUGCGCGAGACCUGAACCCCUGCCAGCACGGCUCCAAGUGCAUCCUGACGCCGGAGGGAUUCAGAUGCGACUGCACCCCGGGGUACGUAGGCGAGCACUGCGACAUCGACUUUGACGACUGCGAAGACAACAAGUGCAGAAACGGGGCCCACUGCACCGACGCCGUCAACGGCUACACAUGCACCUGCCCUGACGGCUACAGCGGCCUGUUCUGUGAGUUCUCCCCUCCCAUGGUCCUCCCCCGCACCAGCCCCUGUGACAAUUUCGACUGUCAGAAUGGGGCCCAGUGCAUUGUCAGGACGGACGAGCCCACCUGUCAGUGUCUGCCUGGCUACCAGGGGGAGAAGUGCGAGAAGCUGGUCAGUGUGAACUUCGUGAACAAGGAGUCCUACCUGCAGAUCCCUUCCGCCAAGGCUCGGCCGCAGACGAACAUCACGCUGCAGAUUGCCACAGACGAGGACAGCGGGAUCCUCCUGUACAAGGGUGACAAAGACCACAUCGCGGUGGAGCUGUACCGGGGGCGCGUCCGCGCCAGCUACGACACAGGCUCCCAUCCGGCCUCUGCCAUUUACAGUGUGGAGACGAUCAAUGAUGGGAACUUCCACAUCGUGGAGCUGCUGGCCCUGGAUCAGAGUCUCUCCCUGUCUGUGGAUGGAGGGAGCCCGAAAAUCAUCAGCAACUUGUCAAAGCAGUCCACUCUGAAUUUCGACUCCCCGCUCUACGUAGGAGGCAUGCCCGGCAAGAACUACGUGGCCUCUCUGCGCCAGGCCCCCGGGCAGAAUGGCACCAGCUUCCAUGGCUGCAUCCGGCACCUCUACAUCAACAGCGAGCUGCAGGACUUCCGGAAGGUGCCCAUGCAGACCGGCAUCCUGCCGGGCUGUGAGCCAUGCCACAGGAAGGUGUGUGCCCAUGGCACGUGCCAGCCCGGCAGCCAGACGGGCUUCUCCUGCGAGUGCGAGGAAGGGUGGAUGGGGCCCCUCUGCGAUCAGCGGGCCAACGACCCCUGCAUUGGAAAUAAGUGUGUCCACGGCACGUGCCUGCCCAUCAACGCCUUCUCCUACAGCUGCAAGUGCCUGGAGGGUCAUGGCGGCGUCCUCUGUGAUGAAGAGGAGGGUCUGCUCAACCCCUGCCAGGCGCUCCGGUGUAAGCACGGGACAUGCAGGCUCUCCGGGGCCGGGCAGCCCUACUGCGAGUGCAGCAGCGGGUACACCGGGGACAGCUGCGACCGCGAAAUGCCCUGCCGCGGGGAGCGGGUGCGGGACUACUACCAGAAGCAGCAGGGGUACGCCGCCUGCCAGACCACCAAGAAGGUGUCGCGCCUGGAGUGCCGGGGUCGCUGCGCGGGCGGGGACAGGCAGUGCUGCGCGCCCCUGCGCAGCAAGCGGCGGAAAUAG
This is a messenger RNA of Tupaia belangeri chinensis (Chinese tree shrew), 4490 nucleotides long. It is a transcript of the gene SLIT2, whose product is annotated as slit guidance ligand 2. The record is from RefSeq and is a predicted model, not a curated record. Lineage: Eukaryota; Metazoa; Chordata; Mammalia; Scandentia; Tupaiidae. Gene Ontology annotation, biological process: negative regulation of cell growth; negative chemotaxis; retinal ganglion cell axon guidance. Gene Ontology annotation, molecular function: calcium ion binding; Roundabout binding; heparin binding.